Oikopleura dioica is the source of this 3219-nucleotide messenger RNA. The record is from the annotation of a GenBank genome assembly. NCBI's taxonomy places the organism in Eukaryota, Metazoa, Chordata, Appendicularia, Copelata, Oikopleuridae.
AUGGCAGUCAGCAUGCAGAACGGAGGAGCGAGACGACUACUUGAUUUCAACACGAACCUAGAUGUGCCACUUCUCGAACAGGUUGUACACUGUCUGCACCACGAUGCAGGACCAAACCACAAAGAAGCGCACGAAAUCCUAAACCAGCUCAAGGACCACCCCGACAGUUGGCAACGCGUCGACAAAAUUCUCCAGACCUCCACCUCCCAACAGACAAAGUUCUACGGCCUUCAAAUCCUCGAAUCAGUCAUCAAAACACGAUGGAAGGUCCUCCCUCGAAACCAGUGCGAAGGGAUUAAAGAUUUCAUCGUUGAGCUCGUUAUCGGAAUCAGCUCCGAUGCGAAAAAGGCCGAAGACGAAAAAGUCUACUUGAACAAAUUGAACAUGAUCCUCGUUCAAGUGCUGAAACAAGAAUGGCCCCAGAACUGGCCAAGUUUCAUAUCAGAUAUUUGCGGUGCUUCCAAAUCAAGCGAAAGCUUGUGCACCAACAACAUGGUGAUCCUCAAGCUGCUCUCGGAAGAGGUCUUCGACUACUCCGCCGGCCAAAUGACCCAGGCCAAGAUCCAACAUUUGAAGCGAUCGAUGUCAACUGAGUUCUCACAAGUGUUCGAGCUCUGUAUGUUCGUACUGAACAACACUAAUAAUUCCUUAUUACUGGAUGCGACGCUAAACACGCUGUUACGCUUCUGCUCCUGGAUUCCGAUGGGGUUCUUGAUGAAGACAGACGUGUGCAAGCUAUUGAUCAUGCGCUUCCUGAACGUGCCCGACUUCCGCAACGUAUCGCUCAAGUGCUUGACUGAAAUCGCGGGCAUCACUGGCGAGAGCGCGAAAGAAUACGAAACUGAGUACGUCGAGUUGUACCAGGCGACGAUUACUGAGCUCAAGAAGAUGCUCCCGGUCGAUAUUGAUCUUAAAAAAGCGUACAAGGAGGGCAAGGACUCGCAGCAAGCGUUCAUCCAGAACCUGGCGCUCUUCCUGGAGACGUAUUUGAAGAACUACGCCGAGCUGGCGGAACGUAGCUGCAAGGCCGAGCUCCUAGACGGCAUCCGCUACCUCGUCAAGAUCUCCGAAGUCGAAGAAACCGAAGUCUUCAAAGUCUGCCUCGAGUUCUGGCACUCACUCAGCGGCGAUCUCUACAAAGAAGCGCCCUCGAAUCAGCAAAUCUACCAUCAAGGCCUUCUCGGCUUCAACAACACUCCCGAUGUCCCGCCACGGCGCCAAUUCUACCUUCCGGUGCUCACAGAAGUGCGCAAAAUCAUGAUCUCCCGAAUGGCGAAGCCGGAAGAAGUCCUCGUCGUCGAAAAUGAAAACGGAGAAGUUGUUCGCGAACAGUUAAAGGACACCGACAGCAUCAACCUGUACAAAACAAUGCGUGAGACGCUCGUGUACUUGACGCAUUUGGAUCACAAGGACACCGAAGCAAUCAUGACCUCGAAGCUGGCCCGACAGGUCGAUCAAUCCGAGUGGUCGAGAAAGAAUCUCAACACGCUCUGCUGGGCCAUCGGUUCGAUUUCAGGCGCAAUGACCGAAGAUGCCGAGAAAAAGUUCCUCGUUCAAGUCAUCAAGGACUUGCUCGGUCUUUGCGAACAAAAACGAGGCAAAGACAACAAGGCGAUUAUUGCCUCGAAUAUCAUGUACGUUGUUGGCCAGUAUCCUCGCUUCCUCCGCGCGCACUGGAAGUUCCUGAAAACCGUCGUAAACAAGCUCUUUGAGUUUAUGCACGAAACGCACGAUGGUGUCCAGGACAUGGCUUGCGAUACCUUCAUCAAGAUCUCGCAAAAGUGCAAACGAUACUUUGUCCACAUCCAGAUGGGCGAGGUGAUGCCUUUCAUCGAGGAAAUCCUCAACGGUGUCAAUUCCAUUAUCUGCGACUUGCAGCCCCAGCAGAUUCAUACCUUUUACGAAGCCGUUGGAAUCAUGAUCAGCUCACAGCAGGACGCGGUUACUCAAGAGCGACUUAUUGAACAGUACAUGUUGCUGCCGAACGAGUCCUUUGACAGAUACAUCCAAGCUGCUACCAAGGAUGUUGCGUCUCUCCGAGAAUUUGAAGUCGUCAAGGAAAUCGUCAAUAUUCUGAGAACUAACGUCCGCGCCUGCAAGUCCCUCGGGCAUCAAUACAUUAUCCAACUUGCCCGAAUCUUCCUCGACAUUCUGAAUGUCUAUAAAGUACUCUCAGAAUCAAUUUCCUCCGCGAUUCUUCGAGGCGGCGAGCAGGUCACCAAGCAGCCUAUUAUCCGAGAGAUGAAGACUACAACCGAUACCAGACUUGUUUCUGAUAACUUUGUCGAACCUCUUCUCGACGCUGUUCUCCUUGAUUACCGAUCGAAUGUCCCGGCAGCUCGAGAACCUGAAGUUCUCUCGACAAUGGCCACAAUCGUCAAUCGUCUGGAGGGAAUGAUCACACCACAGAUUCCAAAGAUCCUCGACGCCGUGUUCGAGUGCACGCUCGAGAUGAUUAAUAAGAACUUCGAAGAGUUCCCAGAGCACAGGACGAACUUCUUCUUGCUCAUUCAAGCUAUAAACAAGGGAUGCUUCGGCGCUUUCCUCGAAAUCCCGCCUCAAAUGUUCAAGCUCAUUCUCGACUCAAUCGUCUGGGCUUUCAAACACACAAUGAGAAACGUCAAUGACACAGGCCUGGAUAUUAUGCUGCAGCUUUUGAAAAACGUCCAGUCCAGAGGCGCCCAAGGACAGGAGUUUUACAAAACUUAUCUUAUGGAAGUUAUCAGCCAGGUGUUUGGCGUGGUUACUGACACUACCCACAUUGCUGGCUUGCCGAUGCACUGCCAGAUCUUGUGCCACAUUCUGUUGUCGGUUGAGAACGGUCAUGUGUUCGUGCCUCUCUACCCCAACGAAACACGAGAAAAUGACGCCGAAUGGAUUCGAAACAACAAGGCGGAAAUCGUGCAAAAGAACGUCGAAUUCGUCCAGAACUACAUCGCAGAGCUGCUUCAAGAGCACUUCAAAACACUCCAAAUUUCUCAAAUCAAGGUCUUCGUGGAAGGCCUCUUCGCGAUGAACUCGGAUCUGGCGCUGUUCCGCGAGCACAUCCGAGACUUCCUGAUUCAAAUUCGCGAGUUCGCCGGCGAGAACACCUUCGACCUUUUCCUCGACCAGAAAGAAGAGGAGAUCCGACAGGCGGCCGAAGAGAAGCGCAAGCGUCAGAUGAACGUCCCCGGCGUGCUCAACCCCCACGAGCGCGAGGACAACAUGGAUGGCUGA